UCCGCCCUGGAAAGUCCUUUUGAGGAAAUGGCCCUGGUGAGGGGCGGCUGGCUGUGGAGACAGAGCUCCAUCCUCCGCCGCUGGAAGCGGAAUUGGUUCGCACUGUGGCUGGAUGGGACCCUGGGCUACUACCAAGAUGAGACUGCGCAGGAUGAGGAGGACCGCGUGCUCAUCCACUUCAACGUCCGAGACAUAAAGAUCGGCCAAGAGUGCCACGACGUGCAGCCCCCAGAGGGCCGGAGCCGAGAUGGCCUGCUGACCGUGAACCUACGAGAGGGCUCCCGCUUGCACCUGUGUGCAGAGACCCGGGAUGAUGCCAUAGCAUGGAAGACAGCACUGCUGGAGGCGAACUCCACCCCGGCCCCAGCUGGAGCCACCGUCCCUCCCAGGAGCCGCCGGGUUUGCCCCAAGGUCAGGUGUGUGACUCGCUCGUGGAGCCCCUGUAAGGUUGAGAGGCGGAUCUGGGUGCGCGUCUACAGCCCGUACCAGGACUACUAUGAGGUGGUGCCCCCGAACGCGCACGAGGCCACAUAUGUCCGCAGCUACUAUGGACCGCCCUAUGCUGGCCCCGGCGUGACGCACGUAGUGGUCCGGGAGGAUCCUUGCUACAGCGCGGGCGCCCCCCUGGCCAUGGGCAUGCUUGCGGGAGCCGCCACAGGUGCAGCGCUUGGCUCUCUCAUGUGGUCACCCUGCUGGUUCUGAGCCCUGGACCCUGAGCAUAGACCAAAAAGACCCCUUUCCUCCUUGGCCGCACCCUCCAUCAUCUAAGCCCUGUCCCACUCUGGCCCCUUACUUUCCAUUAGCCCCUUCUGGGCUUGGAUCGUUCCUCCCACUCCCCACCCUCACCCCGCACAUGGGAAGAAGCUAUCAUCCCAGGCACAAAUAUAGCUCAAAAUUCUUUUACCUACCGCUAGACACCCCAGAAAUCCGUUAUAGACACAUAUGUUUC
Hippopotamus amphibius kiboko is the source of this 949-nucleotide messenger RNA. It is a transcript of the gene PLEKHB1, whose product is annotated as pleckstrin homology domain containing B1. The record is from RefSeq and is a predicted model, not a curated record. The transcript has 8 exons. Bases 28 to 702 code for a protein of 224 amino acids. Gene Ontology annotation, cellular component: membrane. NCBI's taxonomy places the organism in Eukaryota, Metazoa, Chordata, Mammalia, Artiodactyla, Hippopotamidae. Gene Ontology annotation, biological process: regulation of cell differentiation.